AUGUUUGGAAUUCGAAGAUAUUUUCAAAGUGUUAAUGUUCAACGUUCCUUGGCUAGAACGUUCGCCACGGCUAAAACCGAGCUACCGUCUUAUAAAGUCGUGGUUAUUGGUGGAGGAACUGGUGGUUUGGCUGUAUCGUCGACACUUUCCGAAAUUCUCGGAAAACAUUCGGUAGCCAUUAUCGAACCUUCAAAUGUUCAUUACGUAUAUUGGGUUAAAAAUAAAGUUGAAAAGGUUGACCCAGAGACUAAUUCCGUCGUUUUACAAGAUGGAAGUAAGAUCAAAUAUGACUAUUUGGUGGUAGCCCCGGGAAUUCAAAUAAAUUGGGAUCAUAUUAAAGGUCUUCCUGAAGCUAUUGGUAAAAAUGGUGUUUCAAGUAAUUAUUCGGCAGAUACAGUCGAAAAGACAUGGGAUUUCAUUAAAGAAUUUAGAGGAGGAAAUGCAAUUUUUACUAUGCCUAGUACGCCAAUUAAGUGUCCUGGUGCAGCUAUUAAAAUAGCAUAUUUGGCUGAAGAUUAUUUUACAAAAAAUCGAAUUCGUUCUAGGUCCAAUGUUAUUUAUAAUUCAGCAAUGGGAAAAAUAUUUGCUAUUGAUAAGUACGCAGCUAGUUUAAAUCGAAUUGCCAAAGAACGUAAUAUUGAGGUCAAUCUUUUCACCAAUCUCGUUGAAGUUCGAGGAGAUAAAAAAGAAGCAGUUUUUAAAGAUGGUAAAACCAAUGAAGAAAAGGUUUUUAAUUAUGAAUUUUUACAUGUGGUUCCACCUAUGGGACCUCCACCAUUUAUAGCUGCUUCAAAGAUUGGUAAUGCAGCUGGUUGGGUAGAUGUUGAUCAAUAUACAAUGCAACAUUUAAAAUAUCCUAAUAUUUUUUCAUUGGGAGAUGCAUCAUCUGCUCCAACUUCAAAGACCGCAGCAGCAAUUUCACCUCAAUCAGGAGUUUUAAAGAAAAAUUUAUUAGAUUUGAUGGAGGGUAAAUUUGAUAAAGGGCAAGCGGCUAGAUAUGAUGGAUAUGCUAGUUGUCCAUUACUUGUUGGUCGUAAUAAAUUAGUUUUAGCAGAAUUUAGUGGAUAUACUACAAAACCAAUGGAAACUUUUCCUUUUGAUCAAGGAAAAGAACGAAGUACUAUGUAUUAUCUUACUAAAGAAGUUAUCCCAGAUAUUUAUUGGAAUCGUUUAUUGAAAGGUUCUUGGGUUGGUCCAGCUAAAGUUCGACAUUGGCUUUCAUACAUACCAUAA
This is a messenger RNA of Diversispora eburnea, 1233 nucleotides long. Lineage: Eukaryota; Fungi; Glomeromycota; Glomeromycetes; Diversisporales; Diversisporaceae. The record is from the annotation of a GenBank genome assembly.